CAGCGGCGACGGCGCGCCGGAGGUGUCAUGAGGAAGAUGGCGGCGUCCAGGGGAGCUUGAGGGCUGUGGGGAGGUACUGUCAGGUUUCCGUACAACUCGAGCGUGCUGUUUCCUGCGCUUGGUGUCUCUCACCGCGCGUCCUCCCAGGUCCUCAGGCGCCAUGUGGAGGAGCUGCCUUCGGCUGCGGGACCGGGGGCGCCGUCUCCUAACUUGGCCCCCGGGUGACCCCACCGCCUCCGCAAGUUUGAGGCUGCCCCUACAGUCUCCAGCCCGGGCCUACGCGCCACCGACAGAAAGGAAGAGGUUUUAUCAGAAUGUCAGCAUCACACAGGGUGAAGGUGGCUUUGAGAUAAACCUGGACCACAGAAAACUGAAAACUCCCCAAGCCAAGCUCUUUACCGUCCCCAGCGAGGCCCUGGCCAUUGCAGUGGCCACUGAAUGGGACUCUCAGCAUGAUACCAUCAAGUUCUACACCAUGCACUUGACCACAUUGUGCAACACAUCCUUGGACAACCCAACUCAGCGCAGCAAGGAUCAGGUGAUCCAGGCAGCUGUGAAGUUUCUGGACACUGACACUAUCUGCUACAGGGUAGAAGAGCCAGAGACAUUAGUGGAACUCCAGAAGAAUGAGUGGGAUCCAAUCAUAGAAUGGGCCGAGAAGAGAUAUGGCGUGGAGAUCGGCUCCUCCACCAGCAUAAUGGGACCCAGCAUCCCUGCCAAGACUCGGGAGGUGCUUGUCAGCCACCUGGCAUCUUACAAUAUGUGGGCUCUACAAGGGAUUGAGUUUGUGGUAGCCCAGCUCAAGUCCAUGGUGCUAACCUUGGGCCUGAUUGACCUGCACCUGACGGUGGAGCAGGCUGUCCUGCUGUCCCGCUUGGAGGAGGAGUACCAGAUCCAGAAGUGGGGCAACAUUGAAUGGGCCCAUGAUUAUGAGCUGCAGGAGCUGCGGGCCCGCACUGCUGCUGGCACCCUGUUUGUCCACCUCUGCUCAGAGAACACCACGGUCAAGCACAAGCUCCUGCAGGAGUGAGGCCUGUGCUGCACAUGCCAGCUGGAUGAAUUCUGCACAGCCACAGCUUCCUUUCCCUGCGGCUUUCCUGACCUGCACAGCUGCUCUGGCCUGCUACUGUGGGCCCCUUCUGACCUGCAGGCCUUGGCCUUGCAUAGCAUUUCCCUGAGGCGCCCCUGAUACGCAGUGUGGCUCUCCAGAGGUCAGCCUGAUUUCAGCCCAGGUGUACCUGGCCUGGCCAGCAUCGAAUGAGAGGGAUAAGUUGUACAAAUGACUUUCUCUUGACCCUGAUUUUAUUAAAUAUUUCUCCACACUGGAAA
This is a messenger RNA of Cavia porcellus (domestic guinea pig), 1329 nucleotides long. RefSeq names its product ATP synthase mitochondrial F1 complex assembly factor 2 (gene Atpaf2). Gene Ontology annotation, biological process: mitochondrial proton-transporting ATP synthase complex assembly. The transcript has 8 exons. Gene Ontology annotation, cellular component: mitochondrion. Lineage: Eukaryota; Metazoa; Chordata; Mammalia; Rodentia; Caviidae. The record is from RefSeq and is a predicted model, not a curated record. The coding region runs from base 161 to 1030 and encodes 289 amino acids.